This is a messenger RNA of Megalobrama amblycephala (Wuchang bream), 2462 nucleotides long. RefSeq names its product solute carrier family 37 member 2 (gene slc37a2). Bases 568 to 2040 code for a protein of 490 amino acids. Gene Ontology annotation, cellular component: endoplasmic reticulum membrane. NCBI's taxonomy places the organism in Eukaryota, Metazoa, Chordata, Actinopteri, Cypriniformes, Xenocyprididae. The record is from RefSeq and is a predicted model, not a curated record. Gene Ontology annotation, molecular function: glucose 6-phosphate:phosphate antiporter activity. Gene Ontology annotation, biological process: glucose-6-phosphate transport; phosphate ion transmembrane transport. The transcript is spliced from 18 exons.
GCCGCUGCCAGAUCCAGUCCAGUGUGUGCAGCAGACCGGGAUGGAAAACAGGAAUGGCGACGGCACAGCUACACUGCGCGAGCUAAAAGAUCAAUUAAUUCUCAUGUGAUGUUGUAGUCCAGACAAACGGGUAUUAAUAGCAUCCGGCUUAGAACGUAGACGGACCACCAGUCAAGGCAACCAUGGAAAUCUUUGGAAAUUCAGAGCGCUUUAAGGUUUUUCCACCUCUGGAAUUAGGAAAUGACAGCACGUCUCCGAUAGUUUAAAUGCAACUUUUACAUCUGGUUUAGGAUUGCCGGCUUUCAGUGAACAUGUUUAGAUGGACUCGUAGUUUUAGGUCGUGAGAAAUUAUCGCAAGCAGAUCUGAGCCACAAAACGCGAUUAGUCAGCUAGUUUCGUUGUAUGUUUUAGUUGUUUUUGAUUUUACGCUUACAUUUGCGUUUUUACAAAUCUUAAUAGAAAUGGAAUUUUUAAUGUAUCUUUUAUAACGUCGUUUAAUCUGUAAUAAAGUUCCUUUUUUUUACAACGAGACAAUCAACGGUGGGCUACGUUAACUUACCUGUAAAAAUGAGAUCUCUCGCCCCGGGCAUCAAACUCAUUACCUCUUUCUCUAGAGACAGCUGGUACAGAUUCUCUAUCCUCAUCCUCACGUUUGUCUUCUACACCAGCUACCACCUCUCUCGAAAGCCUAUCAGUAUUGUCAAGAGUCAGCUGCACAGAAACUGCUCUAAUGUUAUUCAUCCAGCAGACCUCAACAUCACUGACAAUGACACUUGGUGUGAUUGGGCUCCUUUUGACCGGUACAAUUACCAGAACCUAUUUGGAGUGUUGGACAACUGCUUCCUCGUUGCAUAUGCUAUCGGCAUGUUCUUUAGUGGGAUGUUUGGAGAGCGGUUACCCUUGCGUUACUACCUGAGCGCAGGGAUGCUUCUCAGUGGCCUUUUCACUGCUCUUUUUGGCCUGGGCUUUUACUGGCAAAUCCACUCUUUGUGGUAUUACUGCUUAGUUCAGGCCUUAAAUGGGCUAGUGCAGACUACAGGCUGGCCCGCAGUGGUGGCGUGUGUUGGGAACUGGUUUGGGAAGGGAAAGCGUGGAUUCAUCAUGGGAAUCUGGAAUUCUCACACCUCAGUGGGAAACAUUCUUGGUUCCCUCAUUGCUGGUGUCUAUGUGUCGUCCGCGUGGGGCCUGUCAUUCAUUGUGCCUGGUAUCAUCAUCGCUUGCACUGGAGUCAUCUGCUUUUUCUUCCUGGUUGAAAAACCUGAAGAUGUGAACUGUACACCACCACAACACCAUGAGAGUGUGGAGCAGGAGCCUCUUCUGAGGAACUCGUCCAGUAAUGAGGAGAUCUUCAACAGUCACACAUCCACAGCCGUGGAGCCGGUGGAGGAUCACACAGAAGCCAUCAGCUUCGGCGGAGCGCUCAAGAUUCCUGGUGUGGUGGAGUUCUCCUUAUGUUUGCUUUUUGCCAAGUUGGUCAGCUACACCUUCCUCUACUGGCUUCCUUUAUACAUCGCUAAUGUUGCUCAUUUUGAUCCUAAAGAAGCUGGGGACCUAUCUACAUUGUUUGAUGUUGGAGGAAUUGUGGGUGGCAUCCUGGCUGGAUUGAUAUCUGACUACAGUGGGGGCAGAGCCACUACUUGCUGUGCCAUGUUGAUUAUUGCUGCUCCUAUGCUGUUCCUGUACAAUAAGAUCGGCCAGAAUGGCUUGCCAACCACAAUUGGCAUGUUGCUGUGGUGUGGUGCUCUCGUGAAUGGACCCUACGCCCUCAUCACCACUGCUGUAUCAGCUGACCUAGGAACCCACGAGUGUCUGAGAGGGAACUCUAGGGCACUGUCCACUGUGACCGCCAUUAUUGACGGCACUGGAUCAAUAGGUGCCGCUAUUGGGCCUCUGUUGGCUGGUCUGAUCUCUCCCACCGGUUGGAACAAUGUUUUCUAUAUGCUCAUUGCUGCUGAUGUACUGGCCUGUCUGCUAUUGUCCAGACUCGUCUAUAAGGAGGUCAGAGGAUGGUGCGGAUACACUACAAGGCAGAGAGGGUGAAUAUCCCUAAUUCACUCUUGUUCUUUGCGUUUAUGGUGAAAUAUGUUCAAAGAGAUCUGAGCUGUCUGUGGAACAAGUGAAUAUCACACCUGCGACGGAAAAUUACCUGCAGCAUAACGACAAAAAGGGACCAAGGACUGAUUCAACACACCAAGCCUUUUUAUGCCCAGGGUUAUUUUAUAUGAAAAUUGUAACAUGAGACUUUCAUCCUUUUAUACUGACAAUGGAACAAAGCUCAGCUGCUGAGGUGAAGGAGGAGGAGAGUUACACACACCCUCGUCCACACGUCGCCUGAGCCGGACGAACACAAGAGAAUCACUAAGCUCCUUCAUUUUAAUACAGGAUGUUUUAGUGACUGAUACUUAAUCCAAAUGUACCUUUUUUCUCGCAUUAAAAUAUGCCAUCAGUGCUUCGUCCUUUUA